Messenger RNA from Dictyostelium discoideum AX4, 1209 nucleotides. RefSeq names its product oxysterol binding family protein, member 12 (gene osbL). Gene Ontology annotation, molecular function: lipid binding. The record is from RefSeq and is a predicted model, not a curated record. Lineage: Eukaryota; Evosea; Eumycetozoa; Dictyosteliales; Dictyosteliaceae. Bases 1 to 1209 code for a protein of 402 amino acids. The transcript is spliced from 4 exons.
AUGUCAACAGAAACAGAAACUCAUUUAGGGGAAUCCAAAAGAGUAAUAUUAUCAUCUUUAAUUAAACAAUUAUCACCAAACAAAGAGAUUAAACAUAUGGUAUUACCAUGUUUUCUUUUACAACCACGUAGUACUUUAGAAUCAUUUACUGAUAUGUUUACAUAUAUUGAUGAAUUAUAUAAAAUAAAUGAAAUUGAUGAUGAAGGUGAAAGAUUUUUACAAUUUGUUAAAUUUUAUUUAACAGGUUGGCACACAAGACCAAAAGGAAUUUGUAAACCAUUUAAUCCAGUUAUUGGUGAAGAAUUUGAAUGUUUUUGGUCAAAUAAUAAAAAUGAAGAUUUACCACAUAUAGAUGAAUUAAUUGAAGAUAAUAAUAGUGAUGUUGGAGUAUUUAAAGCCGAACAAAUAUCACAUCAUCCACCACUUUCAGCAUAUGUAUUUUAUAAUAAAUUUCAAAAGAUAUUAGUCAAUGGUAACAUUUGUCCAUCUUAUGUAAAGUUUAUGGGAAAUUCAGCAGAAUCACAUCUACAGGGUAUUUUAGAGUUUAAUUUCUUUAAAUGGAAUGAAUGUUUUGAAUGUACAUUACCAACCGUUGGUGUUAAAGGUAUAAUUUUAGGUAAACUAUCACCCUUCACUUGUGGUGAUAUUGAAAUCAAAUCAAAGAAUAGUAAAUACUCUUGUAAAUUAGAAUUCCUCUUUAAAGGUUUAUUUGGUAGUAGUAAAAAUAUAAAUGGUAUCAAAGGUACAAUACUCUAUGAUAAUAAACCAAUUUAUAAAGUUCGUGGUAAUUGGGAUAAACAAAUUUUCAUUAAAAAAAUUAAUGAAAUUGCUGGUACUCACGGUGGUAGUAGUAGUGGUAGUCAUACCAAUUCAACUGAAAGAUGUUUAAUGGAUGUUAGUUUAUUAAAAAAUUCAAAAGAAAAAUAUACAAAACCAAUUGAACAACAACCACCAAAUAGUUCAUAUCAUUUAUGGGAAUUAGUUACAAAGAAUAUUAAUAAUAAUAAUGAUAAAGAAACAGCAGAAGAGAAAGCAAAGAUUGAAGAAAAACAAAGAAAAGAAGAAUCUGAAAGACGUGAAAAAGGUAUUCUAUGGGAACCAAAAGAAUUUCAUUUUAAAGAAAAUCCAAAUAAUGAAUAUAAAACUACUUUCUAUUAUAAUGAUAUUCCAAAAUUAUUUGAUAAUUUACAAUCAAAACCAAUACAAUAA